Messenger RNA from Triticum dicoccoides, 1127 nucleotides. Its product is annotated as probable protein phosphatase 2C 21. The coding region runs from base 12 to 1127 and encodes 371 amino acids. The transcript has 10 exons. Gene Ontology annotation, molecular function: cation binding; protein serine/threonine phosphatase activity. Gene Ontology annotation, biological process: protein dephosphorylation. The record is from RefSeq and is a predicted model, not a curated record. Lineage: Eukaryota; Viridiplantae; Streptophyta; Magnoliopsida; Poales; Poaceae.
GUGACCCGGCAAUGGGGAAGGCAAUAACAUAUAAGCGUACUCGAAGAGCAGAGAAUGACGUAACCAGGUAUGGGGCAUCAUCUAUGCAAGGGUGCCGUGAUGAAAUGGAAGCUACUUGGGCAUCUCACGUACAUCUACUUGAUUAUGCGCCCACAUUAUUCUUUGGUGUUUAUGAUGGCCAUGGAGGAGCGGAAGUAGCAUCUUAUUGUUCGAGGAAGUUUCAUGAAGAGCUUAAAAAGGAUCCAAGCUAUGUCCUCAAUCUGCCUGGCGCAUUGAAGAAUGUGUAUUCCAGCAUUGAUGAGAAGUUGCAAGAAUCAGAUGAAUGGAGGAGGGACUUGGCUUAUUCUCCUGACAUCAGAAAUUUGAUAAGGUGGCUAUGGACUGAUGUUUGUGGUGCUAACUGGCUCCCCAAGGCACCUUAUCUGCCCCCUCUACAUGAAGGAAGCACAGCAUGCGUGGCUGUCAUCAGGGGCAACCGUAUCUAUGUUGCAAAUGUGGGCGAUUCCCGUUGUGUGAUCUCAAGGAAUGGUCAGGCAAUUGAUCUCUCGAUGGAUCACAAACCAAACUACCGACAUGAAAGGAAGAGAAUUGAAAAGGCAGGAGGACAAGUGCGCAUUGAUGAUAUCCCAAAGAAAGUUAUGGCUGACAUGAAGUUGGGCAUCCAUCGCAUUGAGGGAAUAUUACACAUAUCCAGAUCGAUUGGUGAUUUUCAGUUCAAGCAGGACCUGACUUUGUCGCGUCAAGAUCAAAUGGUGACAUGUUGUCCAGACAUAUGUGAUGUGCCGAUAACAAAUGAUACUCAAUUUUUUGUUAUAGCAAGUGCAGGUAUCUGGGAUGUCAUGACAAGUCGGCAGGUGGUUAAUUUUGUACACCAAUGCUUGCAAUCGGAGGAGAAAGAUCCGGGAACCAUCUGCGAAAAACUUCUUGAUUCAUGCCUGCGCGAGGGCUCAAAGGAGAAUUUGACCAUUAUACUGGUUCAAUUCAAGGCCACCGCCCAUGGUGGAGCUGAAGCCAAUGUUGCUCAUGGUGGAGCUGAAGCCAAUGGUGCCCAUGGUGGAGCUGAAGCCAAUGUCGCCCAUGGUGGAGCCGAUCGCGACACGGGAACUGACGAUAUCGAGAGCCCUUAG